Messenger RNA from Labrus mixtus (cuckoo wrasse), 3700 nucleotides. RefSeq names its product TAFA chemokine like family member 4b (gene tafa4b). NCBI's taxonomy places the organism in Eukaryota, Metazoa, Chordata, Actinopteri, Labriformes, Labridae. Gene Ontology annotation, molecular function: receptor ligand activity. Bases 2218 to 2628 code for a protein of 136 amino acids. The transcript has 7 exons. The record is from RefSeq and is a predicted model, not a curated record.
AGCAUGUCUCUGCUCCGCUUGGUAACAUGUAUGUGUGUGUAUAUGUGUGCGCGUGGGUCCUUGCUGCUGCCAAGUCCAACAAUUCCUCAGAGCUUUGAUGACCACCUGAGCCCCUCACACCUCUGCUUCCUUAUUAAUGCUCACAGGGACAUUUCAGACCGCUGCAACACGAGUGUUCUGUAAAAUGUGUGUUUAUGAGAAUGUUUAUUAUUAUUGUUACUCGUUACCCUAUUCAUGGCUCUGUUAUAAAGCCACAAUCCGCACAGAACUUUGGACCCAGUAGAGGCGACACCGUUUCUGUGACUGAUAGCUUGUUUUUUUGUCCCUCAAAACUGAACUAAAUCUGGAGGCUACAAACAUUCUCACUCUGAAAAUUCUACACAGGUGUGCUCUUUUAAUGAGUGUAUGUGUAUCAGUGUAUAAAGCUGAUAAAAAUGCAUGCCACAGCCCAGCCUUUAAAAAGAGAAUAAGAAAUGGGCCAUUGUGCUGCCAUGCAGCAUGCUUAAUCCCACUGCACAUACAGUACAUGCACCUUACAUUCUUCCACAUACCGUGCUGACAGAAGGCACAUUACACACACAAAGGCACACAGUUAGAAAUAUUCAAACAAAUCCACACAAAUGCAAAUUCAUCCGGCACCAGUGUUUGAUUGCUGUCCAUGUCAAUGCAAGUGCAAAGCUUCGUUUCACUGUCGGAGCGCUGUAACUUGUUUGCAUCUCUGCAGGAGUGCAUAUACAAAGGCACUCAAGCAAACACUGCUUUUCACACAUUUGUGAAGCAGUCUGCUUAAAUAAUACAUUAUUUUAUUUAUACUGAAACCAACACUUAAUUCAUGCAUUCAUUUUCCUUUUUCCUAAAUUUGUCCAUAGUUGAUUCUUUCAUCCACACUAAAUUUCCCUCUCUUAUCUUUUCACCUUGUCUUUUUUAUGCAGCCUUCCUCUGAUCUUGACUUUUUCUCUCUGACCUGAAUCUCUAUUUGAUCAUCAUCUCUGUGACUUACACUCUCUUUACUGGCCUUCUAUUUGUCUCUUUAGUAGUGAAACUUAAAAAUAUACACAUGUAUCUAUGGUACUGUAUCUUUUCUCCACUCGUCACAUAUGUUGCAGUACGUUUGUUUCCCACCAGGGGGCAGUGGCACUACACUGUUGUCUGAGCAGAGGUAUCAGGCCUGGUUAGAGCUGACACACACUCCUAGGAAGUUCCUGAGCACAGCAGCGGGCUGAGCUGCAUAUCAAUGAGUGAUGAUGAAUAAUGAAGGUUCGAGGAGGGGAGAGCAUUUUGGUCGUAAUGUGAAUCUGUUGUCUUUCAUUUAGAUUGCAGAGUAAGUCCCUUUGUCAAGAGAGCCGUGUUGACACCAUAGACUGGUUGACACACACACUUUUGCCGGGAUGAUAAUUGACUCUGUGCCUGUGUGUGUGAUUGUAUUAAGAAGUGCACACGCAUCAGAAGUUGUCACUCAACUGUAAUGAGGGAGUCUUUAUUCUGUCAUCCUACACUGUUUGAAUUUACCUUGCAAACACUUUGCAAGUGCGUGAGUGUUAGUGUGUGUGUGCUUGGGUGUGUGUGUAGAGAAAUAACUUGCAUUUAUUGAGAGUUUCAUAUUUGAUUUGCUGUAAAUGAUUGAUUCAUGGAGUUGCAUGUUUUUAAUGUUGCACCUUGUUUUAAUGUGUAAUGUGUCAGUCCUUGUGUGUAUGUCAAAGACUGAUGAGUGAGUUUGUGUGUGUGUGUGUGUGUGUGUGUGUGUGUGAGGGAGAAAAACAUGGGAAGAGCUGCAUGUGAUGUCUAGAGUGGGGAUCACAUUCCGCCUGGGGGUAGGUGAAGCCAUUGUAAACAAUGGAUCUGACAGAAUGUAGGCCUUCACAUCUCUACCACUGUGUGUGUGUGUGUGUGUGUGUGUGUGUGUGUGUGUGUGUGUGUGUGUGUGUGUGUGUGUGUGUGUGUGUGUGUGUGUUCUACUGUAGACCGUCAUACAAGGCCAUUGGAGGCCACUGAGGAACCCCGGGGCAGGCGAGCCUCUCUGACCUUUGUCUUUGUACCUCUUCUCUCCAGGGGCUUCUUCUGUUUGAGGUGAGGAGAAGGAGAAGCAGGAGGAAUAGGUAGAAGAGGAGGAGGAGGAUGGCUGAGCAGUGACUGGAUGCAGCCAUGGCCUGUGCACCCUGUUCAUAGAGGAGCUGCUGAGGGGAAGAGAGAUCAGAGAAGACAGAGACGACCAACAGGAUGAAACUGUGGGGGAGGUCAGCUUGGCCUUUGCAGGUGGCCUUCCUCGUUGCCUUUCUGAUGCUCUGCGUUGACCCGUUGUCUGCUGGCAGCCGUAACCAUCGGGGAUCGACAGUCUCGUACCAGGUGAAGCAGGGGACGUGUGAGGUGGUGGCUAACCAUCGCUGCUGUAACAAGAAUAAGAUUGAGGAGCGCUCUCAAACCGUCAAGUGUUCCUGCUUUCCUGGGCAGGUCGCUGGCACCACCAACGCCAGACCCUCCUGUGUGGAAGCCUCCAUAGUAGCCCAGAAGUGGUGGUGCCAGAUGCAGCCGUGUAUGGACGGAGAGGAGUGUAAGGUGCUGCCUGACCUGACCGGCUGGUCCUGCAGCACUGGCAACAAAGUAAAGACCACAAAGCUGAGGGAGAAAUGAGGAGCCAAUGGCUGACUGCAUCAGUGGACAUUAAUUGUGCAUUUGCAAGGUCACACGAUAGCAAGAGAGCCAGCGAGGCACAAGGAAACCUGAAACUCUCCAUGUGGAAGAGAUGGAUGACUCACACAUAUUUACUGUACAGUGGGAAAAAUAUCAAGGAAAAGGACCGCUGUCAGGCCAUCCAUCACAAAACAAUGGAAUAAAAAAGAAUGCACUCUUCACAAACUAUGUUCACUUGGCUAAGUGGAGCCACACAUAAAGCAUACACAGUAUGCUUGUUUGUGAGACCAACGGCCUACAAUCAUGGACAUCCAGGGUACAUCUGGACUCUAAUGUACUCAUAUUUAUAAAUGAUGGACAGAGUAUGGAAUGAUCAGGGGUCGAUUUCAAACACAGAAUUAGCAUUUUUAAGAAUAUAUUUCAACAAAGCGUUUGUGGAUGAGUGUCAGAUGUGCUGUAUUCCACAGCUCAAACCUGUUGUCUAUGUAGAGCUUCUACUGGAGAUAUUUAAGAGAUGAUCUGGGAGAAAUGAAAGCGAUAGCAGCUGAUAACUAGCAAAUAGCAAAUUAGCAUCAAAAUUGCUCUUGUGGGUCAAGUCACAAACAUAAAGACUGUUUUGCGUGGCUCAUUUUGCAGUUCUAAUUAGGAAUUUCAGUGUAAGAACAUAACAGCAUAUUAAAAAUUCAUGUAAGAUAUUUGCACUAGCUGAAACCGUUUGGGAAUGUUUUGUUUUUCUAGAUAUCUCUCAUCCUUUGCUGUGGAUGUCACAUGAAAUUGAAGGUGGAGCAUUUUGUUAAAUGUCUGACACUUGAAGUAGAUGAAAAAGAAAAAAUCAUUCUCCAUUUGCCCUGAUUAGGUAUUGGUCAAAAUAGCUCAUAGAAUCGAGCCAUGCUUACAUACAGCUUGGAUCAAUAUGAAGUAGCAAAAUGUGAAUCACCCGACUCUUUUCCUUUUUGUCCAGAAGACUUUUUCCAAUAUCAGCCUUCAAAGUUAGAUAUCUCAGAUCUCACAUAUUCAGACUGUGACAUCUCUUAUGUUCACUAAAAGGAGGCCCAUAAAAUGUUCAAACAAG